Molecule: messenger RNA, 1958 nt
Organism: Daldinia caldariorum
Lineage: Eukaryota; Fungi; Ascomycota; Sordariomycetes; Xylariales; Hypoxylaceae
Product: protein serine/threonine phosphatase 2C
Exons: 1
Coding region: 378-1586 (402 amino acids)
Source: RefSeq, a predicted model, not a curated record
CCUAAGGUGGGGUUCAGUCUGUCGCCAAACGCGAGUCUUCCACGAUGGCACGUGCAAAACGAAACUAAUGCCAAGGAUAUGAGGGUCAGAAGGGGUGCAUGCAUUGGGCCUUUAGGUAGGUACAUAAGGUAUUUUAUGUAGGCUAACCAUUUUCCAUGCAGCUGCUGCCGUCUGUCAUAACUUUGCCUUUCAAGCACAGUCCGGUGUCCCUAGUUCAAGGUACCUAGUUCAAGGUAGGAAAUUAGAACAUUGCUAAUUGCAUCUCAGAGAGAUAAAAUUUAGGUGAAGAAGGUGAGAUAAGUCGGGUACCUAGUUUAGUUUAUUUAUCACCGAUUGUGGCCACUCAUGGGAAACCACCUUUUUCAGCUUAAAUCACGAUGCUCUCCAAGACAUAUGGGUUACUGUCCAGGCCUUUAAUUCCAAAUAUCUCGUGUCAACCAAGGCCACUGGUUCCAUCCUCGACCGCUUUGCGACAGCGAUUCGUAUUCCCUCGAGCAUUAUCCGUGCAAACGACCCUUCGAUCCCAAGAGUCGCAGUCGAAAACGGACUCCCCGCGCAGAUUCACAUACCAUGCAGCCGCCUCAUUUUCCUCUAAAAAGAAUAAGUUCGACUCGACGACUGACGUCUUCCACUUCAAUCCUUAUAAUCGCAUCCAAACGCAGAAGCGCCCCAAAUCGAAGCGACCUGCGAGCGGACAGGAUGCUUUCUUUAUAAGUCGUGUGGGUGACACGAACGCCAUCGCCUUUGGCAUUGCCGAUGGCGUUGGAGGUUGGGAGGACAGUGGAGUUGAUCCAGCCGACUUCUCGCAUAGCUUUUGCGAUUAUAUGGCCUCAGCAGCCUAUGAGCACAGAUCAGAUGCGACUGGUGUGUCCUUAACAGCCAGAUUACUGAUGCAGAGAGGAUACGAUGACGUAUGCAAGGAUGGAUCCAUUCAUGCUGGGGGUAGCACGGCCUCGAUUGGUAUCGCGAGCGAGGAUGGUAGGCUAGAAGUUGCUAAUUUGGGUGACUCGGGAUUUGUGCACUUGCGCCUGAAUGCCGUACAUAGCUAUUCGGAGCCGCAGACGCACGCCUUUAACACUCCGUAUCAGUUAUCCAUCGUGCCGGCCAGCAUGCUGGCACGUGCCGCCGCAUUUGGUGGCGCGCAAUUGUGCGAUUAUCCCAGAGAUGCGGAUGUCACACAGCACACACUAAAACAUGGCGACAUACUCAUUUUCGCGAGUGACGGAGUUUGGGAUAAUCUGUUCAACCAAGACAUCCUUCGGAUAGCUAGCCAGCGAAUGAUUGAUAUAGGCGCCUGGAAAGCAAGUGACGGCGGCAUACUCGUCGCUGACAACUUGCUGCCAUACACCCAACCAAAACUUUCCUUGCAGCGGCCCUUCACACUUCAAAGCGGACUGGCAACACAAAUCGUGGCCACAGCCAAGCUAGCGAGCAUAAGCCAGCACGUUGACGGGCCAUUUGCUAAAGAGGUCCAGAAAUACUAUCCCCAAGAGAACUGGCACGGCGGGAAAAUUGACGACAUCUGCGUCAUCGUUAUAGUAGUCUCCGAAGAUGGAAAGCCAGAAGCAAUGACGAGCAAACUAUAAAAGACUACGAUGAAUGGUAUUGUAUUGCACGCCAAGUUGGAAGAAGAAGAAAAAAAAUAGAAUUAUGCAUCAUCAGGCGUUCAAAAGAAGGAAGGAAUCGAUCUUUGACGAGCAUUCUGCAUAUAAAGCAGGCGAACGGAUAAGGGAAGGCGGGUCGUAUUUGUAUGGUGUUCGCUGCUGCGUAUGUAUAUAUAUCUUUAUAUCUCUCUACCUUAGUUACGUUUCGAAACGACUUGCAUAUUUGAGGAUAAGAGGUAGUAGACUGUAGACAUGCGAGUAAAUCCAUCGUACUGACAUAACUACGGGGCUGUGGUAUACAAGCAUUAUACCCUUAAUUCACUUCUAACUACCUCCUACCACAUUAGAUCUGCG